CGGCUACAACCAUGAACUACCCCCUAACCCUGGACAUGGACCUCAUGAACUACAAUCUGGAGGACCUGUACAAGGAAUUAGGCAGCUACAACGACAGUAUGGAGACCCACACAAUGGAAAAUCACCUCUGCUCCACAGUUGAGGGGCCCCUGCUGACCUCCUUCAAGGCCGUGUUCGUGCCCGUGGCCUAUGGCCUCAUCUUCCUCCUGGGUAUGAUGGGCAACAUCCUGGUGCUGGUGAUCCUGGAGCGGCACCGGCAAACGCGCAGCUCAACCGAGACCUUCCUGUUCCACCUGGCCGUGGCCGACCUCCUGCUGGUCUUCAUCCUGCCCUUUGCUGUGGCCGAGGGCUCCGUGGGCUGGGUCCUGGGCAGCUUCCUCUGCAAAACCGUGAUUUCUCUGCACAAGAUCAACUUCUACUGCAGCAGCCUGCUCCUGGCCUGCAUCGCCGUGGACCGCUACCUGGCCAUCGUCCACGCCGUCCACGCCUACCGCCACCGCCGCCUCCUCUCCAUCCACAUCACCUGUGCAACCAUCUGGCUGGCGGGCGUCUUCUUCGCCUUGCCAGAGAUCCUUUUCGCCAAGGUCAGUCAACCCCAUUACAACGACUCCCUGCCACACUGCACCUUCCCCCAAGAGAACCAGGCCGAAACCAACGCCUGGUUCACCUCCCGCUUUCUCUAUCACAUCGGAGGAUUCCUGCUGCCAAUGCUGGUGAUGACGUGGUGCUAUGUCGGGGUGGUGCACCGGCUGUGCCAGGCCCAGCGGCGUCCUCAGCGGCAGAAGGCGGUCAGGGUGGCCAUCCUUGUGACAAGUGUCUUCUUUCUCUGCUGGUCACCCUACCACGUCGUUAUCUUCCUGGACACCCUGACGAGGCUGAAGGCCCUGGGGAGUAGCUGUGAGUUCAAUGGCUAUCUCUCCGUGGCCAUCACCAUGAGUGAGUUCCUGGGCCUGGCCCACUGCUGCCUCAAUCCCAUGCUCUACACGUUUGCCGGCGUGAAGUUCCGCAGUGACCUGUCGCGGCUUCUGACCAAGCUGGGCUGUGCCGGCCCUGCCUCUCUUUGCCAGUUCUUCCCUAGUUGGCGCAAGAGCAGCCUCUCGGAGUCAGAGAAUGCCACCUCCCUCACCACCUUCUAGGUCCUAGCCCCCCUUUGUUUCUGCUUUCCUCGGGGCAGGCAGUGAUGCUCGAACUCCUUCCAACAGGAUCUGGGAUCCUAAGAGCUCUCCUUGGCCAGUGUCUGCAUAUGGGGCAGCUGGAGGAACCAACCCCUCUUUCCAGGACACCCCCGCCAGCUCUUCUCCCCGCCCUGGGUCUAGGCUGGGGUCCAGGGAGGGGAAAGCAGGCCAAGGGCAAAGCAAAGGAUACCUGUUCUCGUCUGCAUCACUUUGGGCCGAGAGGACCCCACUUACCUUCUCCCAUCCUAACCAUCCAAAGCUCAGGAAACAAAUUUUCCUUCUGCCCCUGUCGAUAGGGAAAGUCAUUCCCCUUCCAGAACGUACUCCAUCAUCUUAUGGACCACCGACCUCCACAGCCACCCA
Messenger RNA from Kogia breviceps (pygmy sperm whale), 1538 nucleotides. It is a transcript of the gene CXCR5, whose product is annotated as C-X-C motif chemokine receptor 5. The record is from RefSeq and is a predicted model, not a curated record. Gene Ontology annotation, biological process: immune response; calcium-mediated signaling; G protein-coupled receptor signaling pathway. Gene Ontology annotation, molecular function: C-C chemokine binding; C-X-C chemokine receptor activity; C-C chemokine receptor activity. Gene Ontology annotation, cellular component: external side of plasma membrane; membrane. NCBI's taxonomy places the organism in Eukaryota, Metazoa, Chordata, Mammalia, Artiodactyla, Physeteridae.